Molecule: messenger RNA, 1952 nt
Organism: Aedes albopictus (Asian tiger mosquito)
Lineage: Eukaryota; Metazoa; Arthropoda; Insecta; Diptera; Culicidae
Exons: 2
Coding region: 1110-1952 (280 amino acids)
Biological process (GO): DNA integration; DNA recombination
Molecular function (GO): DNA binding
Source: RefSeq, a predicted model, not a curated record
CCAGUCGUCUGGGAUGUAUUCAACGAAUUUUAGAAAAUAGUUUCAAUCAUUUAUAGAAGUCAGUAGCAUCUCGAAAAAUAUUUAAAUAAUUCUUGAAAAUCUCUAAGGAUUCUCAGAAAUUGCCAGUCAUCUGGGAUGUAUUGUACGAGUUUUAGAAAAUAUUUUCAAUCAUUUAUAGAAGUCAGUAGCAUCUCGAAAAAUAUUUAAAUAAUUCCUGAAAAUCUCUAAGGAUUCUCAGAAAUUCCCAGUCGUCUGGGAUGUAUUCUACGAAUUUCAGAAAAUAUUUUCAAUCAUUUGUAGAAGUCAGUAGCGUCUCAAAAAUAUUUAAAUAAUUCCUGAAAAUCUCCAAGGAUUCUCAGAAAUUCCCAGUCGUCUAGGAUGUAUUCUACGAAUUUUAGAACAUAUUUUCAACCUUUUUUAGAAGUCAGUAGCAUCUCAAAAAAUAUUUGAAUAAUUCCUGAAAACUCUAAGGAUUCUCAGAAAUUCCCAGUCAUCUGGGAGGUAUUGUACGUAUUUUAGAAAAUAUUUACAAUCAUUUAUAGAAGUCAGUAGCACAGUAGCAUCUCGAAAAAUAUUUGAAUAAUUCCUGAAAAUCCCUAAGGAUUCUCAGAAAUUCCCAGUCGUCUGGGAUGUAUUCUACGAAUUUUAGAAAAUAUUUUCAAUCAUUUAUAGAAGUCAGUAGCAUCUCAAAAAAUAUUUAAAUAAUUCCUGAAAAUCUCCAACGAUUCUCAGAAAUUCCCAGUCAUCUGGGAUGUAUUUCAAAAGCUAUAAUAGUUAUUUAUGCAACAAGUUGCAAAAUGAUGAUUUUUUCAGCACGAGUCGUACAUUUAUCCAACGAGGCUUGCCGAGUUGGAUAAAUACGACGAGUGCUGAAAAAAUCGAGUUUUGCAACGAGUUGCAUACAAAUUUUUUUUGCAAUCCCGAGGAAAGAUGGGUUUUCAUUAAUUAAAUUACUUAUCCUUGAGCCCUACAUGGAGUAGAUACCAUUUUGUUUCAACUAAUCUUUUUGGUCAGAGUAGGACAUGAAACAGGUCGACAGUCAGUCCUGCCAUAACUUUUCAAGCUCCAUCCAAACCAGUUAACGAUUUCAAGAACCCUUCAACUCAAGAAUGAGUGACUCCGAUUCGGACAGCCCCAUGGAUGUUGAUGCUGCGGCGGAAGCGGCGUUGGCUGGACUGCUACCUGAAAAGUCCAAAACGCUGUACGAAAACUCAUACAAACGAUUUAACGAUUGGCGCACGAAAAAUAAAAUAGCUGCAGUCGACGAAAAAUGCAUGCUUGCGUAUUUUUCUCAAGAAAUGGGUAGCCAAAAGCCAUCUACCAGCUGGACCCACUACUCCAUGCUCAAGAGCACAUUAAACAUGCAUAUGGGCGUCGAUAUAAGUGGGUUCCGAAACCUGAUUUCAUUCCUAAAACGAAAGUCGGAUGGCUUUCGUCCGAAAAAAUCAAAGAUUCUUACAAAGGAACAAAUCUUCAAAUUCCUUAAAGAUGCAGAUGAUACCAUUUAUUUGGCAACAAAGGUGGUGCUAAUUGUUGGUGUUUAUGGGGCGUGCCGCCGGGAAGAAAUUUUGAAGUUGACAUUGGCGGAUAUAGAAGACAUGGCGGAUAAAGUUACAAUCACCAUCCCAAACACCAAAACCAAGAUUAUGCGGCAAUUCGUUAUUACGAAGGGAAAUGCACCGGAGGUCGACAUGCUGAAGCUUUUCCGGCAGUACGCGCAGAUGCGUCCAGCGGGCCUAACACAUUCUCGGUUCUUCGUCGGAUAUCGGGCUGGAAAGUGCACGAAGCAGGUAAUAGGCAUCAACGCGAUCGCAAAAAUGCCAAAAACCAUCGUCUCACGAGUACACAGGCCAUUGUUUCCGACGAUCAUCAGCUUCUCUCCUCGCAGACUCUGGAGUAGACAUUUCUACUUUGAAGAGACAUGGCGGAUGGAAGUCUUCAGCAGUUGCUGA